CGUAUUGGUGUUUUUUUUUUUUUCUUCAGGUGUAGCAUGUCAUGAUCUCAUCAUCAUCAUCUACCUGGCCUUCAUAACUCGUCUUCCUUCCAGAAAGAUAUAAUAAGUAAAUUAGAAAUAAUCCAGGUGUUUGUUUUUUUCGGGAGGCUGUUCCACUUUUUUGGAAAGGUUUAUGGAUAAAUUAAGAGCAGUGUUGAGCGGCCAAGACGGAAACACCGACAGCACACCGAAUAUCAUCGAGACAGUGAAUGAAGCAUCCACACUGUCAUGGAGAACUCGGGUGAGGGGCUUUGCUAUCUGCAUGGGCUUCGGGAUCCUCUGCUCCAUCCUGGGUGUGUGCUUCCUGUUCCUCCCAAAAGUCGGGAUGAUUCUCUUCAUCGUCCUUUACACAUUCGGGAACAUCUGCUCCUUGUUCAGCACCAUGUUCCUGAUGGGACCGAUGAAGCAGCUGAAGAGAAUGUUUGACAAAACCAGACUCGUCGCAACGGUGGUCAUGCUGGUGUGCCUGGUGCUGACGCUGUGUGCAGCAUUUUGGUGGAAGAUUUUCGCUCUAGCGUUGCUGUUUGUUAUCUUGCAAGUCAUUGCGUUUACUUGGUAUGGCCUAUCGUACAUCCCAUUCGCAAGAGAUGCCAUAAUCAAGUUUUUCUCCAUGAUGGGCAAAAUGUGCUUAAACUGUGUAAAAAAUUGAUGUCGCCUCAAGAUUCGUCUACGCAACUUUGGCCCACACUUCACGGAGAUUGUUACAGAGAUUUUAUUAUGAUAAAUAUGGAGAAAAUGGAAAGCAUUGUGUUGGUGUCUGGGAUCUUUAUUCUGUUCUGUUCAGUCGAGAUCUAGUAAAUCUUUAAAUCUUCUAAACAUA
This is a messenger RNA of Silurus meridionalis, 859 nucleotides long. It is a transcript of the gene sft2d2a, whose product is annotated as SFT2 domain containing 2a. The coding region runs from base 173 to 688 and encodes 171 amino acids. The record is from RefSeq and is a predicted model, not a curated record. The transcript is spliced from 8 exons. Gene Ontology annotation, biological process: vesicle-mediated transport. Gene Ontology annotation, cellular component: membrane. Lineage: Eukaryota; Metazoa; Chordata; Actinopteri; Siluriformes; Siluridae.